AUGAUGUUAGUGUUAUGUCCAGCCAAUUAAAUACAUAUAUGGAAACAUUAUAUAUAUAUAUAUAUAUAUAAAUACUCAUCCUUCUUCACACCUUUCGAGUUUGGGUUUUUCAGGGGUUUGGAAGAGAAACUUUUUAUAAUGGACGUAGUAGGACAGGUAGCAUUCCUUUUGGACAUAAUUUUGCAGUUUUUCCUGGCUUACAGAGAUGGUCAGACAUAUCGAAUGGUCUAUAAGCGAACUCCUAUUGCUCUCAGGUACUUGAAAUCUAAUUUUAUCAUUGAUCUGCUUGGUUGUAUGCCUUGGGAUAACAUCUACAAGGUUUGUGGGAGAAGAGAGGAAGUGAGGUAUCUCCUAUGGAUAAGGUUAAGUCGGGUGCGCAAAGUCACUAAGUUCUUUAAAGACCUAGAGAAGGAUAUUCGUAUCAAUUAUAAUUUUACCAGGGUUAUAAAGCUUCUUGUUGUUGAACUCUAUUGCACGCAUACAGCAGCCUGCAUCUUUUACUAUUUGGCUACCACCUUGCCUGCUUCACAAGAGGGGUACACAUGGAUUGGAAGUUUGAAGUUAGGUGACUAUAGUUAUUCAAACUUCAGGGAUAUCGACUUAUGGAAGCGCUAUACAACUUCUAUGUAUUUUGCCAUUGUAACCAUGGCCACUGUUGGUAAGUUACUUUUUAAAUAUCUUUUUAAUGAAUACAACCGCAUUUUGCUUAUCAUUUCAAUUCCUGCUUCAAUUCGCGCCAAGAUUUCACACACUUUAUAUUUCCCGUACAUUGAAAGUGUUCCUCUCUUCAAGGGAUGCUCGGCAGAAUUCAUCAAUCAGAUUGUUAUUAAACUCCAUGAGGAAUUUUUUCUCCCUGGAGAAGUGAUAAUGGAACCUGGAAACGUGGUAGAUCAACUUUAUUUCGUCUGUCAUGGUUUGCUGGAGGUGGUAGGCAUCGUGGAAGAUGGAACAGAAGAAACUGUUUCACAAUUGGAACCUAACAGCUCAUUUGGAGAAAUCUCCAUUCUUUGCAACAUUCCCCAACUUUAUACAGUUAGGGUGCGUGAGUUAUGUAGGCUUCUGCGACUAGAUAAACAAUCUUUCACAAGCAUCCUUGACAUAUAUUUUUAUGAUGGGAGGAAAAUCUUGAACAACCUUCUAGAGGGUGCACCUCGCAUCAAACAACUAGAAUCAGACAUUUCAUUUCACAUUGGAAAGCAAGAAGCUGAACUUGCUUUGAAGGUCAAUAGUGCGGCUUAUCAUGGAGAUCUGUUCCAGCUAAAAGGUUUGAUCCGUGCUGGAGCUGAUCCCAACAAGACAGAUUAUGAUGGAAGGUCACCAUUGCAUCUUGCUGCAUUAAGGGGACAUGAAGAUAUUGCACUUUUCCUUAUUCAGGAAGGCGUAGAUAUCAACAUCAAAGACACUUUUGGGAACACACCCUUACUUGAAGCCAUAAAAAACGGCAACGAUCGAGUUUCUUCUUUACUUAUUAAAGAAGGGGCCUCCUUGAAGAUGGACAAUGCUGGUAGUUUUAUAUGUACAGCCAUUACCAAGGGGGACUCAGAUUUCAUUAAAAGGUUAUUGUCAAAUGGCAUUGACCCGAACUCCAAAGAUUAUGAUCACCGGACCCCACUUCAUGUAGCUGCCUCGGAGGGAUUAUAUAUGAUGGCAAAGUUGCUGUUAGAAGCUGGGGCUAGCGUUUUCUCAAAGGACAGAUGGGGAAAUACCCCACUAGAUGAAGGUCAGAUGUGUGGGAACAAGAAUUUGAUUAAACUGCUAGAAGAAGCAACGGCUACUCAGUUGACAGAAUCUCCUUACCGUGCUCAAGAACUCGCAGAUAAACUGCACCCAAAGAAAUGCACUGUGUUUCCUUUCCAUCCAUGGGAAGACAAGCUUUCAAUCUCCGGAGAAAACAUGAAGAAAGGUGAGGAUCAAAAUUCUGUUGUUGCUUCUGAUCCAAGUAAUGUAACGGCCCAGAUGCAUUUCCGGCAACUUCAACACAUAAGAACAGCUUGA
Prunus mume (Japanese apricot) is the source of this 1995-nucleotide messenger RNA. The record is from RefSeq and is a predicted model, not a curated record. Lineage: Eukaryota; Viridiplantae; Streptophyta; Magnoliopsida; Rosales; Rosaceae.